AGAAGCAGUAGUUGCAGGAGCCGUGGUGGUUGUAGCGUACUAUGAUAAGUAAAAGUAAUUGUUGUAUUAGCUGUAGUUGUUUAAGCACUAGGAUGUUUUUAUAGCAGUACUGAGUUUAUGAGGCGUCUGAAUUUUUCUCUUUAAUUCAAUUGAGCUAUUCAAGAAUAUCCGCUCGCGUUUUUCUUUAAUCAUAACUUCGUAAUUGACUAGUCUACGUUCCACCUAAUUCAUUUCUUAUUUCAAUCUUCAGUUGUAAUUGUAGUUGUAAUGGUAAUGCUACCCAGUUUUACUGCCUUAAUAGAGAAAACUGAUGAGACAAUGUGUGUGACACUGGCGUCUACCGAGCUUGCGAAGUGUCAUAAUCCACAAAAACAAGCUCGUACUUUCGGACGCUCACAGUCCAAACUUUGAACUGUUAACGGCGUUUGUCUCAAAAGCAUAUCCUGCCAUGACAGUUAUGAAUAAGACCUACCUUUCGCUAUUAUGCUGGCUGAGAAGAGUGUUUGGACAUCACCCUUGAAAAAACAAUUACAUCUAAAUGAUUGAAACACGUUUAAAAUUUUGAAAUAUUAGGAUAUUUUCCUCGUAACGAUUUUAAUAUAUUAAGACAUCAUUGCAUGCUAAGCGCCAGCGAAGGCCGAUAAUUUCUUUAGAGACAGGAAAGCAAUAGAGAAAAAAUAGAAAGGUUUUCUUUUAUGCAAAUAUUUGCUUGAAAAACACGGAUGUAAAUCAGUUACGCUUUAAGUCCAGCCUGAAGAUAGACUCAUGAUUCAUCUAGACUUCGCUUUCAAUAGCAGAAAGAUCAAUAUGGAAGUAAAUUUAAAGAAACAGGAGCACUUAAAAUUGUUUGCUUUUUUGUUCGUGCCACUUUUAUCACUAAUCUAUGACUUGGAGAACAUUGGCUCGUUGCUCACUUUGGAAUUAUAGUUAUCUAAAGUUUAUGUUCAUGUAGUAAUGAAAUGUUUUAGUGAUACCUUUCCCACUUUAAUUCUAAACUUUAAAAAAAUAGGCUCGCAUAUUUAUUUCAGAUCAACAGCAUUCGAAAUUGGUGAUAGUCCUAAAUCUGAACUAGAAAUAUACUUAGUGUGGUGAAUUGUGCUCUUUUGAGGAAGACUAGAAAAAGUGCAUGUGCAAAGAAAAAACACGUGUCAAUUGCUGUGCGCACAAACCCAACGCAUUGAGUAUUUUUUACGGUUUGACAACUUUAUAUCAAGGUUUUAUUUUUCCUCUGGACGGGUCCACAACUCUGUCUGUCUGUCAUUACCCAUUAGUUAGUUUCUAUAGCUGUGUGAAGCCGUGAUUCAAAUCGAAGAAACGACUUCUAUCUUGUAGCGGAGAUGAGUCCGAUGCAAACUCUAUUCAAUAUGAAAAUAACUCUCUGCACUCAUCAAACUAGUCUGCAGUGCAGGCGUAAUUUUAACGAGCGAGCACUCACAAUUUUUUUUAAGCAAAAACCAUGUACGCUAUGUAUGAUUCUUAUGGCAGCAGAAGGCUAGGGAGAGAAAGAAAUUUUUACCAAGGGGGGUGGGCGACGGUCAAAAUUAAGGAGAGGGGUAGUGGUGGGGGAGUGUUUUUUAGCCUCUCUCCGCCUUUCCCUGGUAAGGUGAAAAGGAGUCAAAGGUACAACCUUACACGUGCCUGUAAUGAGCUGUAUCCUGAAAUCAGCUAUAAAACAGUUCGAUCAUAACAGAGAAUGUGUGCUCUCUUUUCGAUUCGUCGCUCUUGGCUCAGUGAUCUGACCAUGAUUUUCCUAAAACAAACACAGAAACAUCUUAGGCCUGUUACUGCGAUGAAACUUCAAAGAUCGUGCCUUUUUCACCCCCCUUCAGAGCAGAAAAAGGACCCUUUAGGAUCUUAAUCGAGGAAAAAGCUCAGCUCGUUGAUCCAGCUGAAAUUUUCUUCUGUAACCUCCUUAGUCCACCUUCAAGGCUCAAAUGAUCCUAAGAAUGAACUAUUCUUAGUUGCUUCUCAGUUAGUUCUCAAGUAACUAAAGUUUUAUGGCAACAGAAAAGAACACAGCUACCCAUUCUUAACAUAAAAAUGCUGCAAACUAAACAUUCAGUAACGGGAAUUUUUUGUUCUAAUCUUGACCUAAACACCGUAGGCAAGAAACCAUCUUUGUCAGUCUUCGUCGAAAUCUUCGUUUGAUGCACGCGGUUCUCCUUCUUAGGGCUGAACCGUACUCGCAACUUACAUUCCUUCUUUACUACUAGAGUACGAUGCAUCACAAUUCUCGGUAGAGCUUGGUGAAGGUAGGUAUACAUCGCUAUCGGACAUAAUUUCAAGAGUAUUUCAACGCUGACAGAUAAAAAUUACAAGAGAUAUGAGAUAUUUGUAGGUGUCAACUGAGAGUUUUCACAGUUUUCUGCGUCAUCAUCCGCCAAUCCGUUACCAGUCCACGGGACACUUUUAAGACGAGCACUUUAGGGCCCGAAAAAAACCGAAUUUUAGAUUUUUUGAAAAUUUUCUCCAAUUGGAAUUGGUUUGAAUAUAUAAUAAGCUAAAUAUUUACGCAAAAAAAAUUUCGUGUCAUGGACACUUAAAGAGAUAUUCAAAUCUGACGGAUUUGUUUUGGUGUAAGGCGACCUUUGAACAGCUACAGUCGUUAUGUCAUAUCGCUGGGAAAACUCGAAGCCUCUGUUUUACGACAAUCCUAAAAUAAUAGUAUUUUACUCUGUUCAGCUUUAAGAAAUAAGGUAUGUCCCAAUGUCUCAUUUUGAAAGGGCAUAGAACGGUUCAGCGACAUCCAUUUCAGGUUUUUUUCGAUGUCAAGGCUGACAAGCUAGUAAGUUAUAUAAUUUAUGCUAGAUACAUUACAUAAUUUAUGCCGAGGUUUGUGCACAUGCAGGCUCACACGACUUAGUCUCACGUGAUCCGUUGAUGAAAGCGUGGCAUACAAUCAACUUUCCCUUAGAAUUUCUCUUUUGUGUCAUUUUAAUCUUUGUUGUGGUUGGAUGUUUAAAAAAAUCUUGUUUCACGCUGAAAAUUGGUCCAGUUUCCCAAUGUGUCACCAUUCAGAUGCUUUAGUUCACGUGCGUCGAUCUUUGUGCUCACGUGAUCUGUUAAUUCUCUGCGCAUAAAAAUGCAUGGAAGCUCUUUACGAUCAAGCGUUCUUCGCUUGAGCUUAACGACAUCUUUACUCUAGAGGCGUUAAUUGAAAAUUUCUUUGGCUUCUUCAUGGUGAACAAGAAACGAGUAACAUUCGCCGAUAUAUUAGGAUUCUCACUUGUGUCUGUGGUCGAAAUUUAUCCUGAAAACUGGUUUCCUGACAGAAUAUCUGAAAAGCACAGAUCUCAAGCUAAAAGUGACCGUAAUUAUCGACGAAGCCAACUGAAAUGCUUGUUUGACCAACCAGCGAACACUGAGGACUUCCACAGAAGAGUGAAGCGAGAGCAUGUUUGUCUAGAAAAUGUAGUCUGUGACAAAAAUGUUAUCCGAGGAUUUGUACGUGUGUUGAACGUCGCUUACGCGAAAGAGGUUUUUGUACGUUACACGAUGGAAGGAUGGAAAACCUUCAGAGAACAGAGCGCCUACUAUUUGUCGACCUCAAAAGACGUAACUACCGAUACAUUCUUUUUUGGCGUAUCUCUGCCCUCAGACUGGCAAGAUGCAAGCACAGUGGAGUUCGCCGUUUGCUACCGUGUUAGCGGACAGGAGUACUGGGACAAUAAUUAUAAGAGAAAUUACUCUAUACGGCUUGGGUUCAAAUGAGGACAUGGUGACCUUACAUGAAAUCAAUAGCAGGGUUAAAAGGUUACCUUCUGAAUUCUAAUACCAUGUGUUUAUUGAUAGGAAAAAAAGAAGAAGAAAAACGCGCAUUUCGAUAUUUCCUCAUGUCGCGUGAAUAGCGUGACAGUGUAGAAGUGCACAGUCAUUUGCAUGUGUCGAUGUAUUCGUGUGGGUUUUCGUUUUGAUGAAUUCAUACCUUCAAUGUAUUGGGAAACUAUAUCUGAAAGAAAAAAAACCAGUAAAAAGAAAGAAAUGAACAAAAAAAUAACAGAAAUAUACAAGAAGUGAUAUAAUUCGACAAUUGUUCACAUCACGUGACGUGCUGUAAUCGAUGGCGUGACAGCGUCUAGGGGGUUUGUAUGCGACAAAUAUCACAAUUUUGGUUAUAUCUGCACAAGGUCUGAGGCUUAGUUUGCUCAAUUUUACAAAAUUUUAAAAAUGAGAUACGGUCUUGAAGCCACUGAAUAUUGUGAUCAUCCAGUCUGCUUUAUGGACCAAAGCCUGUAAGCCGGCCUAAUCGCUACGCUAAUAGGGUCGAAAAGGAAAAUCGUCGAAGUGUCA
Messenger RNA from Pocillopora damicornis (cauliflower coral), 4290 nucleotides. RefSeq names its product protein phosphatase 1 regulatory subunit 3B. The record is from RefSeq and is a predicted model, not a curated record. Lineage: Eukaryota; Metazoa; Cnidaria; Anthozoa; Scleractinia; Pocilloporidae. Gene Ontology annotation, molecular function: glycogen binding; protein phosphatase 1 binding. Gene Ontology annotation, biological process: regulation of glycogen biosynthetic process. Gene Ontology annotation, cellular component: protein phosphatase type 1 complex.